CACAUUCCCAAGCGUUACUCAGCGUCGAGAAUUUCAGUUGCAGUGGCUAUGUGGCGCGCGGUGCAUUUUCAAGAGUUUUUUAACGGCUAAAUUAGUAAAUCGUUUCUUGGUUCGCAUAAGUGCCGUUUUUCGUAGAUAUUUCUUUUAAUUUCCUGAACCACAUUUAGUGAGUGAACGCAUGAACUGUGGACUUACGUCAUACUCAUACGCUGCAUCCAGUCCGUCGUCCAGAGAAUUACAACGAGAGAAACAUGCUGCCUCGCUGCAAUGCCAGCCUGGAGCCUGUACUGCGACCACAAGCGCGUGUCUCGAAUGAGCUACAGUUUCUGGGCUGGAAUGUGCCGCCCGAUCAGAUACAAUAUAUACCCGAGCAUUGGCUCACCCAGUUAGAACCGCCAGCAUCCAUGCACUACAUGCUCGCUAUACUAUACACAUUUCUCUUCUUCGCCUCGACCAUCGGUAAUGGACUAGUGCUGUGGGUUUUCAUGAGCGCAAAGUCCCUACGCACGCCAUCCAAUAUAUUCGUUCUGAAUUUGGCUUUCCUAGAUUUCAUUAUGUGCGCCAAAGCGCCGAUAUUCAUCUACAAUAGCUUCCAUCGUGGUUUCGCGCUCGGCAAUACAUGGUGUCAAAUUUUUGCCGCCAUCGGCUCAUAUUCCGGCAUUGGUGCGGGCAUGUUGAAUGCGGCUAUCGGCUACGACCGUUACAACGUCAUUACGAAGCCAAUGAACCGUUCAAUGACCAUGACCAAAGCUAUCAUUAUGAAUCUUCUGAUAUGGGUGUACUGUACUCCGUGGGUCAUUAUGCCACUCACUGGCUUUUGGGAUCGUUUUGUGCCAGAGGGCUAUUUAACAUCUUGCACUUUUGACUACCUAACGGACAACUUCGAUACGCGCCUUUUUGUUGGCACCAUAUUCUUCUGCAGCUUUGUGUGCCCGACAUCGAUGAUCGUCUAUUACUACAGUCAAAUAGUUGGUCAUGUCUUUAGUCAUGAAAAAGCGCUACGCGAACAAGCGAAGAAAAUGAAUGUUGAGUCUUUGCGAUCAAAUGUGGACAAGAGUAAGGAAACGGCGGAAAUACGUAUCGCAAAAGCGGCCAUUACCAUUUGUUUCCUCUUCUUCGUGUCGUGGACGCCGUAUGGAGUAAUGUCAUUGAUUGGAGCAUUUGGUGAUAAGAGUCUACUGACGCCGGGCGUAACCAUGAUACCAGCCUGUACUUGCAAAAUGGUAGCUUGCGUCGAUCCAUUCGUGUACGCUAUUAGUCAUCCUAGAUACAGAGCGGAAUUACAAAAGCGUUGUCCAUGGUUGGCCAUUAAAGAAAAGUCGACGGAGGCUUCAACAGCGGGUUCGACAACCACUGAACAACAGCAGACGUCAGCAGCGUAAAGUUAGCUCACAGGGUGCACUGAUCGCUGACGGUAAUACUGUUGUAUACAUUAGCUUGUAAGAAGCAUUAGUAGCAUUAGGAAUUAAUUGUUAUGGGUUUUUAUCUGUAUAUUGUACAUGUGUAUGUACUUAAAAAUUACUUAGAUUAGAUAAUUAUUGCGACAAUUUUCGCACACAUAUUGAUGACUUGGCUCUGGACAAGGACUUGCAUUAUCGCCUAUAUUCAAACUGAACACACAAGGCUAAGUGAACGGAUACAUGACUUGGUAAAACACAUACAUAAGUAACUGUGCAACAAUGCGUGGAUGCCAAAGAAGCUGCAUUGUGCAUGAAAAUCACAAAAAAAAAAUAAAUAGAUCGUCACAGUUAGGUUUGAUGUAACCAGCUGUUAUUUUUCUUAUUAUUUAUUUGUAGCUCUAUUAUUUGCCUAUGUAAUAGAAAUGGGAAAAAUAAAUAGAAUUUUAUUGCAA
Messenger RNA from Bactrocera neohumeralis, 1852 nucleotides. RefSeq names its product opsin Rh4. Gene Ontology annotation, cellular component: membrane. Gene Ontology annotation, biological process: visual perception; G protein-coupled receptor signaling pathway. Lineage: Eukaryota; Metazoa; Arthropoda; Insecta; Diptera; Tephritidae. Gene Ontology annotation, molecular function: G protein-coupled receptor activity. The record is from RefSeq and is a predicted model, not a curated record. The transcript is spliced from 4 exons. The coding region runs from base 252 to 1382 and encodes 376 amino acids.